AUGCCGGUUAGGGUGUGUCAAGAUGACUCUGAUUACCAAGCUGCAAUGGCGGAAGCCGGAGCGAAGCCGGUCGUAGUGGAUUUCUCUGCAGAAUGGUGCGGACCAUGCAAAAUGAUUGCUCCAGUUUUUGAAAACCUCUCCAACAAAUUUAUGAAUAUGGUAUUUUUGAAGGUCGAUGUGGAUAAAUGUGAAGAAACAGCAGCACAAAACGGCGUUUCGGCGAUGCCAACCUUCAUCGUGUUCCUUAAUGGGGCAAAAGUGGACACACUUCGAGGUGCGAACACAUCUGGUCUCGAGGCGAUGGUUCAAAAAUGGGCUGACACGCAGCCAGCAGGAGAUGUACCUGGGCAAUCGGAUAUUACGAGUUUGAUCGACAAAAGACAAAUGGAGUGCCUGAAUGGGGACGAUAGCACACCGUUAUCCGGCUUGCUCGAAGGGACAAAUGUGCUAAGGUCGGACUGCGACGAGCAGCUCAUAAUAUCUCUUCCAUUCAAUCAACCUGUGAAAGUUCAUUCCAUUAUGAUUAAGGGUACGGAUGGAAAGACACCGAAAAACGUUCGAGUCUUUUCGAACCUUCCUAAAACUCUGGACUUUGAUGGCGCCAGUUCAGUUGAAGCGGUCCAAGUACUGGAGUUCAGUGAAAAGGCACAAAGUGAGCCUGAGUUGCUGCAGUUGAAGUACGUGAAGUUCCAGAAUGUCAACAACAUUCAACUUUUCGUUGAGAAUAACCUUGGCGGUGGUGACGUUCGUUAG
Cooperia oncophora is the source of this 753-nucleotide messenger RNA. Lineage: Eukaryota; Metazoa; Nematoda; Chromadorea; Rhabditida; Trichostrongylidae. The record is from the annotation of a GenBank genome assembly.